Messenger RNA from Apodemus sylvaticus (European woodmouse), 2767 nucleotides. RefSeq names its product golgi transport 1B (gene Golt1b). NCBI's taxonomy places the organism in Eukaryota, Metazoa, Chordata, Mammalia, Rodentia, Muridae. Gene Ontology annotation, biological process: endoplasmic reticulum to Golgi vesicle-mediated transport; retrograde transport, endosome to Golgi. Bases 131 to 547 code for a protein of 138 amino acids. The transcript is spliced from 5 exons. The record is from RefSeq and is a predicted model, not a curated record. Gene Ontology annotation, cellular component: membrane; endoplasmic reticulum.
GGCGGCGGCGGCUGCGUGUUUCCGGAAGACGUGGCGGCUCGCGCCCAGGCAGCGUCGCCGAGGCUCUUCUCCGCACUAGGCUUCGCAGCGUGGGCCCGGAGGCACCGCGGUCCUCGCCGCCGCCGCCGCCAUGAUCUCCCUCACGGAUACUCAGAAAAUUGGCAUGGGCUUAACAGGAUUUGGAGUGUUUUUCCUGUUCUUUGGAAUGAUUCUCUUUUUUGACAAAGCACUGCUGGCUAUUGGAAAUGUGCUGUUUGUGGCUGGUUUGGCUUUUGUAAUUGGUCUAGAAAGAACGUUCAGAUUCUUCUUCCAGAAGCACAAAGUGAAGGCCACGGGGUUCUUCCUGGGCGGUGUGUUCGUGGUCCUGAUUGGUUGGCCUUUGAUAGGCAUGAUCUUCGAGAUUUACGGAUUCUUUCUCUUGUUCAGGGGCUUUUUUCCAGUGGUGGUUGGUUUUAUCAGAAGAGUGCCUGUGCUCGGAUCCCUCCUAAAUCUACCUGGAAUCAGAUCAUUCGUAGACAAAGUUGGAGAAAGCAACAAUAUGGUAUAACAACACGGGAACUGAAGAACUUAAAUACUGUAUUAUUUAUAAAGCCCUUUUGAAGAAUAUUCAGCACAAAGUUAAAUUUCAUGAACUAGCAUAUAAAGUUCCUUACAGAAGUUUAAAAUGUACGCCCUCCAAAGUCCUAGCAGCUGUGGCAGAAGCAGCGGCAGGCUUCUGAGGCCUGAGGUCCGAGGCUGAGAGGACGGGGCCUGUUGAUGCUUAGUGACUUGAGAGGCUGUUUCUUGGUCUUGCUGCAAUACGGGAAACAGCCGUUAUCAGAACCAUGGCGUCUGUUACUUUUUUUUUUUUUUUUAGGAGAUUCAGGAACACCAAUAGGCAUUUGAUUUUCUAUGAUGUCCAUUGUGAUGGCCCAGAUGUAUCUAGGUAUGCUGGGUUUCUAAUAGUGAUGCCUGGAUUGGAUUGGAUUAUGUCGUCUCCAUGUAUCCGCUCAAGGAAGCCCAGUUUCAUGUGUGAAUCACUUUUUUUGUAAACGGAUAAAAUAAAACUUUUGUGGUCCUUUUGAAUCUUAAUAUUUUGGAGCCAGAUGAAAAUCUGAACUAGAUAGUCAUUUUUUGAAAUAUGCAGAGGUCAUUCUGAGCUGUUACUUCCUUAGUCAUAGCUGACCAUGUUCUUUAUUGACUCUACAACAGUCUGUGCCACUCAGAAGCCAAGCUGAGAGCGUUCUGACCGUGGAGUAGUCUGCUUACAGAGGCUGUUGGAGUCAGUUUUGGGGAUCCUAAACCAUACACACCACAUGAGUUCUCCCAUGGCGUGAUGUAGUUUCUCUUCUUGAGUUCUUAAUGAAAUAUGCCUGUAGUUUCCCACCUUGUUUUCUUAACUUAUGGUGACGUUGAAGGCUUCUGUGACUGUGAGAAGGGCUGACUAUUUAAUCUUGAUUUUUCUUAUUUUCCUCUUUAUUGUAAUAUCCAAAAUUCAGCAUGCACCUCAUCCACUUCCCUCACUGUUUUCCACAUGAGUUAUCAACAUGUAAAAGCCUUUCGUUAUAUCUAAACUGGCCAUCGCUUCUCAUAGACACGAUGCUGGAGAAACAAGCCGUUCUGUUGCUGGUUUACCCACAGGAACAGUGAUGGUUUCCUCCCUUGCCCAAAAUACUAGCCUUCCUGUUAGACAUGGGAGUGCUUCGUCAGACACAGAACUAUUUAUCUACCACUAAUGAUUGCACUAUUUAUUUUUAACAGUCUUGAAGCUUUUUAAUGCAUAAAAUCAUAAUUGAAAUUGUAUUUAUUUUCAAACCGUUUCUGAAAUACGUUACAAGGUUUUUAGUUAAAUCUCUCAAUGCCAGGAGAAUCCCCAGCCUUGCCUAUCUUUGGAAGGAAGGACUGGUUCACAGUGGGAUGGUUCAUUCUUGUGGAUUACUGUCAUGUUUGGUACUUGCAUCUGACUUUAUGGUGUAACCUGUGAAAACUCAGUAAGUGGAGAAUCCUACCUCAGUAGCUCAUGGGAUAGUAAAAGACCUGAUGUUGUGUCUGAUGUUCCUCAAAAAGUCACACCUUUCCUAAAAUGUCAGUGCUAUACUUUGAGAACUGACCUGUGUGUAAGGUGCCCUGUAGAUUUAUAAUAGGCUUUGGCCUAUAUGAUUGACAGUGGCUAGGUAUCACUUCUCUUAGAGCAAGAGUCUGCCAUUUCACUCCUUUGUAGACAACCCUGUCAAGGUGGUUUUCGCACUACAGCAAACAUCCCCUUGCAGCAGUCUGAUUUCAAAAAACACUGAACCUAAGAAGACAUGAGAGGCUCGUAGUAGUAAAGUAGGUGGCGCUGAGGUGCUUUCAGUUUAGGCCUGCAGUUCACUGCAGAGUCUGCAGUGAACCUGAACUGCUUGGCAACACUGCAUUUCUCAAUUAGAGCCUUGAGGCACUGCUUUUAAACAAAGCAACCCUCAGACUUCUGGAUGCCCUAUUGUGGGUUCCCUCAACCCCACCCCCUUCUAAAAUGAGCCUUCUGUCUUUAACAAAAAACAAAAAAACAAAUACUUUGAUUAUUCCCCCCCAAAUGGAGGACAAGGUCCAGUACUCAGCCUUAAGUGUUUCUGUCAUGUUCAAAUGUAUCUUCUGUAACAGAAACAUAACUUGCAAUGUUUUCUUUUUCCCUUAUAAUUCUCUGGAAUUCAGCUGCUUUAAGAAGUCUCAUGGUCAAAUUAUAUACUCUAACAAUGGCAUAUUGUAAAUACACUUGUCUUACCUCAAUAAAAGGGUACUUUUCUAUUCA